ACAUAACUAAUACGCCUCGACGCCACCAAACGCACACGUGAGAAACCAAUCAAGCAAAAUAAAAAACAACAAAGAUUCCAAAAAAACAAAAGAAACGACAAAGACCCCGGGAAUACAAGAGAAAUUAUUCAUUCUUUUUUCGACUUUUCUACAGACCACAGUAUCUACCUGCUGGAAAUCAUAGACUGAUUAUACCUACUAUAUACCGAACAAAGCUACAUAAACAUAUUACAAUUAUUACUUGAUGUGCAAAGUUUCUUUCUACGUAGUGGAUUGUCCACGAUAAACUUACAAAGAUAAAUACAGUUGCACAAAGUGAUCAGUGCUUCGCUCUAUAUUAAAUGUCUUUUAAGUAAAAAUCAUGAUGAACACGUUUAAAGUGACGAUAAUUCGGACUUGUUACAAUUUUGUUGCAUAGUUAUACAUCUUUCAAAAUUAUUAUUCGCAACGUUCAUCAUUGAUUUGAUUAUUAGAAAGAAUAAUAUUAAUAAUAUUAAAAAAAAAAAAAAAAAGAAAAAAAUAAGAAGAAGAAAAUAAAUAACAACAAAAGGAAGAAACAAUGUCAACUCGUGAUCCUGAUAAUCUAAUGACCAUGAACGAUGAAAAUUUCGAUUAUUUGUUCAAAAUCGUUUUAAUCGGUGAUUGUGAAACAGGAAAAACAUCCGUCGUUCAAAGGUUUAGAUCUGGUAUUUUCAUUGAGAGACAAGGCACCACUAUUGGCGUUGACUUUACAAUAAAAACUGUCUUGAUAGAUGGUAAAAAAGUCAAGUUACAAAUAUGGGAUACAGCAGGACAUGAGAGAUUCCGUACAAUUACUCAAAGUUAUUAUAGAUCUGCAGAUGGUGUAAUUAUAGUCUAUGAUAUCACCAAUCGAUCUACAAUUUUAAGUAUACAACGUUGGGUGGAAGAAGUAAGAAGGUACACAUCUUCUCAUGUGUUACUCCUUUUAAUUGUUUGGACUACAGGUAAUAAAUGUGAUUUAGAAGAUUUGCGUCAAGUUAAAAAAAGUGAAGCAGAAGCAUUAUGUAAAUAUCUUCCAGAAGUUUUACAAGUAAUAGAAACGUCAGCCAAAGAAAAUACUAAUAUAGACGCUAUUUUUUUUUGUUUGGCAUCUGAACUCAAGAGGCGACAUGAUAAUCGCCAAAUAAGUGAUAAUGAGGAUGUUAUAAAACUUGGAGUAGGAAAAGAAUUAUCUUCUUGCACAGGUUGUUCAUAUAAAAUAUUUUAAAAUGAUCAUUCUAAUAAUGAGAUCAUUCUAAUUUAACGAGAAUAAAUAUAAGAUAAUUACACAACAUAAUAACGUUCGAUUAUAGAAAACAAAAUUCUGAGAAGCAAAUGCUUAAGCGGAUUUUAUAUUUAUUACUUAUCUUAAAAUAUAGAGAGAUCAUGAAAUUUCAAAUUUUAAUAAUACCUUGAUAAAGUAAUAAUAUGUAAAUAUAAUUCUUUUUUAUAUCUAUAGUUAUUGAACAUUCAACGAAUGUUAUACUUAAUACUGUAGUGACCUGAACAAGUUUUGUAUAUUAUUCAGUGCCUUAUCAAUAUUGUAUAUAUACACACAAAGUAUUUAUAUAAUAUACAUAAAAACUUGUGUUCAAUAUGAGAAUAAUUUUGAAUGAAGAAAUAAGAAAAAUGAGAAAGUAUUAAGUAUCUUGCACAAUAUAGAAUUCCUUAAAAAGUAAUAGUAGAAUAAUUAAUUAAAACCAAAUUAUUUAUACAAGAUCAUAAAUAUUUUUGAUAGUCUUUUACCUCAGGUUUUAAAAAUGAAUCGACCAAAAUUUACAUAUUUAUUCAUUAUUAUGCUAGUUCAAA
This is a messenger RNA of Vespa velutina, 1809 nucleotides long. It is a transcript of the gene Rab19, whose product is annotated as ras-related protein Rab-43. Gene Ontology annotation, molecular function: GTP binding; GTPase activity. Bases 560 to 1228 code for a protein of 222 amino acids. The transcript has 5 exons. The record is from RefSeq and is a predicted model, not a curated record. Gene Ontology annotation, cellular component: trans-Golgi network. NCBI's taxonomy places the organism in Eukaryota, Metazoa, Arthropoda, Insecta, Hymenoptera, Vespidae.